AUGCCUCGUGAACUCCCCUUUGAUUGUUUAAAUGAAAUUUUUGAAUACUUGAAUGAUGAUGUGGAUGGUUUAUUUUCAUGUUUAUUAGUAAACCGACGUUGGAGUGAAGUUAGCGUUCGAAUUUUAUGGAGAAGAAUGCAAAGUUUUAAUACUUUACUCGCUUGCCUUUCUGAUAAAUCCAAAAAGAUUUUAUCUGACAAAAGAAUCAUAAUUUCAACCUCAAUCUUAAGUCCUCCAUCAUUUCAUUAUGUAGCAUUUAUCAAGAGUCUUUGUUUUCGUAAAUUUGAUCUUUUUGUUAAAAAUUUUCUAAAAAAUCAACCUAAUUUUACAUCACCAAUUGAAGAAUAUGAAAUAAUUCUGGUGAUAGCUCGGGAAAUAUUUUUAAUGUUAUUUAAUCAAACCUCUUUGAAAAGUUUAAAUUUUUAUCCUAGUCCAAGAUACUUGCAUAUGAUACCACUUUUCGAAUAUCCUGGAGUAGAUGAUUGUUUAAGUAAACUUACUGAAUUGAGGUGUGGUUCAAAUCUGUAUUCUGAAUUUUUUUAUCGAUUAUCUCAAAUUUGUCAAAACUUACAAUCACUAAAGAUAAUUAUUGAAGAUUGCAUCUCAAAUGGAUUAGUAGAUUUAUUUUCUGCUCAAAAACAUUUAAAGUGCUUGGACAUAGAAUAUCAUAACCUUUAUAUUAGAGAUCAACCUUUUACCAAAUUUCCUGAUACAUUAAUCAGGCUACGCAUUGUUGGAGAACGUCAUCACAUACCAUAUUCACUUAUUUCUAAACUUUCGAAUUUACAAGAACUUUCAAUAACAUCAAUUAACGAAAUAGGUGGUUACAACAAUUUUAAUAUUUUACAACAUAUCACCUUUCCUCAAUUGAAAAUUUUAAAAUUUGAAUGUGAAUGUCCAUAUGAAGAGUACCUAACAAAAUUCUUGGAAAUUAAUGGAAAAAAUUUAAAAGAGCUUUGGAUUUGUGAAGAUAUGAAUGAUUCAUUCAAUUUAAUUAUAGUCAAAUUUUGUCCAAAUCUGAUCUCGUUACGAACUUCAUUUCUAGACGGAAAGGUAGAAUCUUUAAAAGUAAUUUUAAAGAGUUGUGAAUUAUUAGAAAGAAUUCAUAUUUUGAAUGAUGAUGUCAUUUUAGAAGAGCUUGAAUUAUUAGCGAUUGUUAAAGAAUUUGCACCUAAAAAUUUUCGCAACUUAAAAGUAGGGAGGAAUAAUUUGAUCUGGACAAAGGGGAUCAAUUAA
Messenger RNA from Funneliformis geosporum, 1236 nucleotides. NCBI's taxonomy places the organism in Eukaryota, Fungi, Glomeromycota, Glomeromycetes, Glomerales, Glomeraceae. The record is from the annotation of a GenBank genome assembly.